Zingiber officinale is the source of this 1253-nucleotide messenger RNA. RefSeq names its product serine carboxypeptidase II-3-like. The record is from RefSeq and is a predicted model, not a curated record. The transcript has 7 exons. The coding region runs from base 25 to 1089 and encodes 354 amino acids. Gene Ontology annotation, biological process: proteolysis. Lineage: Eukaryota; Viridiplantae; Streptophyta; Magnoliopsida; Zingiberales; Zingiberaceae. Gene Ontology annotation, cellular component: vacuole. Gene Ontology annotation, molecular function: serine-type carboxypeptidase activity.
UGUUCGUCGUUGGGGUACGGCGCCAUGGAGGAGCUCGGGCCGUUUCGGGUGAUGAGCGAUGGCAAGACUCUGUACAGGAAUCCCUACGCUUGGAACGAAGUGGCGAACGUCUUGUUCCUCGAGAGCCCUGCCGGCGUCGGCUUCUCCUACUCCAACACCACGUCGGACUACGCCAAGAGCGGCGACCGUAGGACGACGAUCGAUGCGUUGAUUUUCCUCGUUAACUGGUUCGAGCGGUUCCCGGAGUAUAAGGGGAGGGACUUCUUCAUCACCGGCGAGAGCUACGCCGGGCACUACGUCCCCCAACUCGCCCAUGCCAUACUCCAUCACAAAGAUCGCCUCAUCAACCUCAAAGGCAUCGCGAUCGGGAACGCAGUGAUCAACGAGGAGACGGAUAAGAAGGGGAUGUUCGACUAUUUCUGGACGCACGCGUUGAUUGCCGACGAGACGAUCGUCUCGAUCCACAAGUUCUGCAAUUUCUCGCUGGAUACGCAGCAGCAGCCUCCGGAGUGCGACCGAGUAGUCGACGAGGCGAGCCGUGUCUUCGAUGAAGUGAACAUCUACAACAUAUACGCACCGCUGUGCUUCUCGUCGGGCGUGACGCCGACUCCAAAGUUGCCUUCGAUUGAGAAUUUUGAUCCUUGUACUUCUAAUUACGUGGAGGCAUAUCUUAAUAAUCCUGCGGUACAGAAAGCUCUACAUGCCAAUGUGACAAAGCUCAACUACACCUGGUCUGGUUGUAGCCAAGUGAUACCAAGUUGGUCAGAUCAGCCUUCCACAAUGUUGCCAAUUAUUCACGAAUUGUUAUCUAAUGGGAUUAGGGUUUUGAAGUACAGUGGUGACUUUGAUGGAAGAGUUCCUGUUACUUCCACAAGAUACUCCCUCAAUAAGCUAAAGCUUAAAGUGAAAGCUUCAUGGAGAGAUUGGAUGCUUAACAGUGAGGUCGCGGGAUACACUGUAGUGUAUGAUCACAAUUUGACAUUUGCCACUGUUCGAGGAGCCGGACAUGAGGUUCCAAGUUAUCAGCCAGCUCGAGCUCUGGAGAUGAUCAAAAGUUUUUUUCAAGGGCUGCAUCUCCCGGCUGCUUAAGGGUUUCAACAGAGAACCAAUCCAUUUGUUGUUGUCAUUGUUCGUUGUGAUCUCAAUAGUUGAAUGAAAUCUAAUCUAUGCUUUUUAAAAUAUUAUCUUUGGCUCAAUUUAAUCAUGGUUUGACUUCAAUUAAUAAUAUAGAAAUUUCUUAUUAAGUGGUUUAA